Molecule: messenger RNA, 2029 nt
Organism: Trichechus manatus latirostris (Florida manatee)
Lineage: Eukaryota; Metazoa; Chordata; Mammalia; Sirenia; Trichechidae
Product: AMP deaminase 3-like
Exons: 2
Coding region: 349-678 (109 amino acids)
Source: RefSeq, a predicted model, not a curated record
ACUACUUCAUCGGGGGUAGUAGUUCUUGUUUUUUGGUGAGGACUGUGAGCAGGCUGGGCGCUGCAUUCAGGAUACAACAGCUGUUUUGCCUUGGAUAACUGGCAUUAUCGGGGACCUUUAGGACUCUUGGAAAUUUUCCACUUGCAUUUCAUACUCACGGAAGGAUUUCCAGCCCAGACGUUUCCUGCUGUCACUCACUGCUGCUCACAGAUAGGCAAAGCAGAGCCCUCCCACCCCAGCAGCACAGAUAAGACCCAGCUAGCUGUACUUACACACUGACUCAGCUCAGCCGCCUGCCGGGCAGCACGCAGCACCUGGGCCCCAGUGUGGGAUCCUCCUCUAUCAGUCAUGGAGUCUUCAGCACCAGGCUCAGCCGAAAUGCCACGCCAGUUCCCCAAGCUGAACAUCUCUGAAGUGGACGAGCAGGUCCGGCUCCUGGCUGAGAAGGUCUUUGCUAAAGUGCUUCGAGAAGAGGACAGCAAAGAUGCCCUGUCCCUCUUCACUGUCCCCGAGGACUGCCCCAUUGGGCAGAAGGAAGCCAAGGAAAGGGAGCUUCAGAGGGAGCUGGCAGAGCAGAAGUCUGUUGAGACCGUGAAAAGGUUUGUCCCCAAGACUGGGCUUUUGGGGGUACAUAAUUAUACAAACCCAGGCCAGCUGGGGGUGCAUGUCCUGAGAUGAGGUGCCUCAUGGGAACCAGCAUGUCCCUGGGAGUGGAGGGAGCUGAGUGGGGCCUCAUAUCCGUGUUUUUGUGUUUAUUUCUUAACCAAGACCGUUUAAUUCACCACUUAUUUCUUGAAGGAGGUCUCUUGUGCCUCUGUUGAAAAGCUCAGAAACCACUUUCCCUCAAUUGCUUCUUUAAUAACAAAUCAUGUACACAAAUAAUCAUCAUUUCCAAAUCGCAUUUCAAUUUUCUUUUUGGAAAUGUGAGGAUUUCUUGGGACAUAUCAGUGUUACUUCUUUUCAUUCAUCAUGUGGACAAGUAUUUUCCUCAGUUUACUGAUUGCCAUGUGCUGUGCUGGGCACUGGGGGUGCAGUAAUGAACAAGACAGAUGCAGUCCCUGCUCUGUUGAGCUUAUAGUGAAUCUAGACAAUAAUUAAGUAACUGGACAAAUUAAUUAAAUUUUAAGAUCUAACUGAAAAACAGAAACCACUGGAGUAUUGGAAACAGGAUUUUAACGUGGGGAAUUGGUUACACAGUUGGCGAAGAGCUGAGAAGUCAAACAGGGGAGAAGGAGGCAACCCAGAGAUUGGACACAGUAGGAAGCAACUCCACCCCUAGGCUGGAGAGACCAUGGAAAGAGGUAGUGUUGCUGGAGCCCAGAGUGGGGCCGCCUUGGGGAAGCUGACCCGUGGUGGGCCUGUCAGUUGGGAAUUGGUGCCAUGGAGGAGUGACAGCAACUGCGAGAUGCCUCCUCAGGCAGAGAUGGAGGUGGAGGAUACCCUAGCUUUACCUUUCCUGUGUCUUCCAGUUUCUCCCAGUAUCUCCCAUUGGCCAGAGUCAGUCGGAAGCCAGCUGACCUGCACCUAGGAAACAUAGGGAAGGGUGAGGAACAGAUGUGGGGGCAAACAGGCCCAGCACAAACGCUAUGAAGGAGAUGAUUAAGUAGGGGAGAGAGAGAGAGAAAAAUGAGGGGUGGGAGCAUCCUUCUUUAGGAAGGGUAGUCAGAGAAGAUCUCUCCAAGCAGAUAACAUUUUAGCUGAAGAUGUGAAGAGCUGGUGAGAGUCUUACAGGUACAGGAGUCGGCCAGGGCAAAGAACCUCAAGUAUAUUUGAGGAGACCAGUGUGGCUAAAGGGAAAAGUGUAAUGACAUAAGACUGGAGGGAUGGGCGGCCCCAGUGGCGUGGUCAUCCCUAGAGGGUACAGAAGAACAUGUCUGUGGAGAUCCUCAUCCACACUGCACCAGCUUAGCAGAAGGGCUAAUUUUACGGACUGAAAGGUCUGUAGAAUCUUCUGUGUGUUAUGAAUUGAGCAUUUUAGCCUCCUAUAAUGAGAAGAGAAAGGAGUCCUAGUAUUUUUUUUUUUUUAAUU